CUCACACAACUCCGAGGCGCUGUAACGACGCCCAUUUUUCAGCCAUGGAAACUGAAGCGUGGUGAGGCUGCAUUUGGUGUCAGGAUGUUGAGCUGGGUCCAGAGGGUGCUGCCUCAGCCCCCGGGGAACCCUCGGAAGACCAGGAGAGAGGAGGCGGGGGUGGAACCAGAGCCAGAGCUGGAGCCUGAAACAGCCCCGGAGGAGACAGAGCUAGAGGAAGAGUCCCUGCCACCUGCGGAGCCCUCCAAGGGGACGGAAGAGGCUGCAGCUGAUCAGGGCCCUCAGGAAAGCCAGGAGGCUGCCCCUCCUCCGCCCACAUCCCUCCAGGCUCAGGUCGCUGUGGUGCCCGAAGUGAACAGCGGUCCCAGCGGCUGGGUGUUGACCUGGCUCAGGAAGGGCGUGGAGAAGGUUGUCCCGCAGCCCGUCCACAACGGUGGCGGGUCCGCCCAGAGCACUGCUGCCUGCAUGCAGGGUCCAGCUCAGGCAGGAGCGCAGAUCCUUGGGCACUGCAGCACUGGGGGCUCAGUUGGGCUGACCGAGGGGGGUGUGGGGGCUCAGGGCAGCCUCUUGCUGCUGACCAUCUUCCUUCCCUCUGCAGAUGGUCCCCACGUGGUCCCCAGGGCCCAAGACGCUGGACCCGGGCCCUGGCUGCUCAGGUGGUUCGAGCAGAAUGUGGAGAAAAUGCUGCCUCAGCCCCUGAAAACCUCUGAGGGCUGGAGAGACGAGUCUGCAGAUGCCGCCUUGGGUCCAGAGCCCCCAGGACCCCCCUUGGAAAUGAAGCCCACGCAGCAGGCCCAGGAGAGCCCCUCCCCGCCUGCUCCCUGCCCCCCAGAGCCUGAGGAGGAGCUGUUUCCAGACCCCCAGCCUGACAUCCAGGCCUCCUCCCCGCCGCUGCCCGGGGACUCUGCCAGGUUGGGGGCCUGGCUCCUGCACCGGCUGGAGAUGGCCCUGCCACAGCCAGUGCUCCGCGGGAAGGCUGGGGAGCAGGAGGCUGAUUCCCCUGUGACGUGUGACGUGCAGACCAUCAGCAUCCAACCUGGAGGGCAGGAGGAGCCCACGCUCAUCCUACAGGAGGCUCACCCUCACUGGGAGGAGGACGAGCAUCAGGAGGGCAGUGCCAGCCCGCAGGACUCAGAGGCAGCUCCCGCUGAUGAAGAGGAGAUCGAAGUGCUGGAGCAGGUGCCCAGGGAACUGCCUCGGAUUCAAGAGGAGAAUGAAGAAGAGGAAGAGGAGGACGGAGAGGAGGAGGAGCAGAACAGAGAGGAGGAGGAGGACGGAGAGGAAGAGGAAGAGGAGGAGCAGGAGCCCGAUCACAGUGUCCUGCUGGAUAGCUGUCUGGUGGCACAGGGUGACCAGGACCAGAGUGGAGUAGGCGGGACACAGCACCAGAGCGCCUCAGACCAGGAGCUGCAGGAGGCGGCUGAGGCCACCAGCUCAGGAGCCCCCAGGUCACGCCUCUGCCUGAGACCCACCCCUGGCCCCAGCACCAUGGCUAAACCAGGCCGGGAUAUGGAGCUGAAUCACCUGGUUCAGGACCAGCCACCUGGCCAGGUGGCCCCCGGACUUGGCCCCCCAAACCUCGUGGAGCAUCUCCCCAAUGUGCCCAGCUACCGCCCCCCAAUCACCCGCAUCCCUGUCCUCAUCUCCCGGAGGACAGCCUUGUCCAACUCCAACUUUGCCAAGGAGACCAGGAGCUCCAUCCGUCGCCUAGUGCCGGCUACGGAGGAGCACCCAGAAGUACUGGUGGAAGAUACGGAUCCCGACAGCCAGCCCCUCAUCGAGGAGGAGAAGAAACCACCCUCGCCCGUGCUGCCGCCCCCUUCCCCUGCCACAUCUGACACCCUCGCAGUCCCAGGAUCGGCCACAGGGAGCCUCAGGUAGGGGAAGGACCAGGCCCAAGACGAUGAGGCUGAAGAGCUCAAGGUGCUGUCACCAGCUGUGUCCCCUGUGGUCGCCUGGUCAGACCCCACCAGCCCACAGGGCACCGAUGCCCAGGACCGCGCAGCUUCCACCUCCAGCCAAAACAGUGCCAUCAUCAACGACCGGCUCCAGGAGCUGGUGAAGCUUUUCAAGGAGCGGACAGAGAAGGUGAAGGAGAAGCUCAUCGACCCUGAUGUCACCUCUGAUGAGGACAGUCCCAAGCCCUCACCAGCCAAGAAAGCCCCAGAACCAGCCCCGGACCAGAAGCCGGCUGAAGCAGGGCAGGCGGAGGAGGAACACUAUUGCGAAAUGCUCUGCUGCAAGUUCAAACGCCGCCCCUGGAAGAAGUAUCAGUUUCCCCAGAGCAUCGACCCACUGACCAACCUGAUGUACAUCCUGUGGCUGUUCUUCGUGGUGCUGGCCUGGAACUGGAACUGCUGGCUGAUUCCCGUGCGCUGGGCCUUCCCCUACCAGACACCGGACAACGUCCACCUCUGGCUGCUGGUGGAUUACCUGUGCGACCUCAUCUACCUCCUGGACAUCACUGUGUUCCAGCUGCGCCUGCAGUUUGUCAGAGGCGGGGACGUCAUUACGGACAAGAAGGAGAUGCGAGACAACUACCUGAAGUCCCAGCGCUUUAAGAUGGACAUGCUCUGCCUCCUGCCCUUGGACUUUCUCUACUUGAAAUUCGGUGUGAAUCCUCUUCUGCGCUUGCCUCGCUGUUUGAAGUACCUGGCCUUCUUCGAGUUCAACAACCGCCUGGAAUCCAUCCUCAGCAAAGCCUAUGUUUACAGGGUUAUCAGGACCACAGCCUACCUGCUCUACAGUUUACAUGUGAACUCAUGUCUGUACUAUUGGGCGUCGGCCUAUCAGGGCCUGGGCUCCACUCACUGGGUUUACGACGGCGUAGGAAACAGUUACAUUCGCUGUUACUACUGGGCUGUGAAGACCCUCAUCACCAUUGGUGGCCUGCCCGACCCCAAGACGCUCUUCGAAAUUGUCUUCCAGGGGCUGAAUUAUUUCACAGGUGUCUUCGCUUUCUCCGUGAUGAUCGGACAGAUGAGAGACGUGGUGGGGGCCGCCACCGCGGGGCAGACCUACUACCGCAGCUGUAUGGACAGCACGGUCAAGUACAUGAACUUCUACAAGAUCCCCAGGUCCGUGCAGAACCGGGUCAAGACCUGGUAUGAGUACACCUGGCACUCCCAAGGCAUGCUGGACGAAUCAGAGCUGAUGGUGCAGCUUCCAGACAAGAUGCGGCUGGACCUUGCCAUCGAUGUGAACUACGACAUCGUCAGCAAAGUGGCACUCUUCCAGGGCUGUGACCGGCAGAUGAUCUUCGACAUGCUGAAGAGGCUUCGCUCUGUCGUCUACCUGCCCAACGACUACGUGUGCAAGAAGGGGGAGAUAGGCCGGGAGAUGUACAUCAUCCAGGCGGGGCAGGUGCAGGUCCUGGGGCCCGAUGGGAAGUCUGUGUUGGUGACGCUAAAAGCUGGAUCUGUGUUUGGAGAAAUAAGCUUGCUGGCUGUUGGGGGCGGGAACCGGCGCACGGCUAACGUGGUGGCCCACGGCUUCACCAACCUCUUCAUUCUGGAUAAGAAGGACCUGAAUGAAAUUUUGGUGCAUUAUCCGGAAUCUCAGAAGUUGCUCCGGAAGAAGGCCAGGCGAAUGCUGAGAAAUAACAACAAGCCCAAGGAGAAGAGCGUGCUCAUCCUUCCUCCGCGGGCGGGCACCCCCAAGCUCUUCAACGCCGCCCUGGCCGCAGCAGGCAAGCUGGGCGGCGCCAAGGGGGCCAAAGGCGGCAAGCUUGCCCACCUCAGGGCCCGACUGAAGGAGCUGGCUGCGCUGGAGGCUGCUGCAAGACAGCAGCAGCAGCUGGAACAGGCCAAGAGCUUAGAAGAUGCUGCCGGAGAGGGAGGCUCAGCUGCCCCAGAGCAGCCCAGAGAGGAGGGCUCGGCCGCCCCAGAGCAGCCUGCGCCCCCGGAGCCCCCUGCCCCGCGCUCUCCAUCACCCGCCUCCCAGGGGAGGCCGGAGGGAGACAAGGAGGGCGCCGGGCCGGAGGAGCACUCGGUGCGGAUCCACGUGAGCCCGGGGCCGGAUCCCGAUGAGCAGAUCCUGUCGGUGGAGAUCCCCGAGGAGAAGGAGGAGGAGAAGAAAGAGGAAGAGUGAGGCAGCCACUAGCGAGCUACCCCCCACCCCUGUAGUUUGCCCCCCCCCCACCUGCGUCACCACAUGCUCUGCUCCCUGAAGCCAAGAUCCUCGUCCUCAGUAGUGGCCUCAGUGGUUCUCCCUUAAAGGCUCCACCGGUGCUCCUGCCCUGGCAUCAGCUUCUCCCGCGGCUGGUCUUGAAAUGAACAAACUUCAGAGUGUUUGUGCCCCAGAGUUCCCACCGUCGCUAGAGAAUCCUACCACCCCCUAACUGUUAUCUUCUUUUUUUUCUUUUUUUUUUUUUUGGUCUUUUUGCUAUUUCU
Sus scrofa (pig) is the source of this 4391-nucleotide messenger RNA. NCBI's taxonomy places the organism in Eukaryota, Metazoa, Chordata, Mammalia, Artiodactyla, Suidae. The record is from RefSeq and is a predicted model, not a curated record.